Messenger RNA from Jaculus jaculus (lesser Egyptian jerboa), 3376 nucleotides. RefSeq names its product zinc finger protein 717-like. The coding region runs from base 110 to 1516 and encodes 468 amino acids. Gene Ontology annotation, biological process: regulation of DNA-templated transcription. NCBI's taxonomy places the organism in Eukaryota, Metazoa, Chordata, Mammalia, Rodentia, Dipodidae. The record is from RefSeq and is a predicted model, not a curated record. The transcript has 4 exons.
UGGGCAUGCGCGCGGUCGCCUCCUCCUCGGGAGUUUGGGGCGUUUCGGUCGCGGACUGUGGCCGGGCCGCGGAGCGUCGGGGCAGGAGGAGGGAGCCCGGAGGCCGGGAAUGGAGUUGGUAUCAUUUGAAGAUGUAGCUGUGGACUUCACCCGGCAAGAGUGGCAGGACCUGGAUGUUGUUCAGCGAAACCUCUACAGGGAUGUGAUGCUGGAGAACUACACCAGCCUGAUGUUCUUGGGGAAUUGUUUGACCAAACCAGAUUUGAUCUUCAAGUUGGAGCAUGGACUUGCACCGUGGAGUGUAAAAGAAGACUCAAUUCAGAGUUUUCCAGGAUUAAAAAGUAAACAGAAAAUGUACUGGACAAAAACUGAUGAUUUAAAACAAUGGCAGAAUGCUUUUUAUCACAAGUUACAUCACACUUGUCAUCAAGUAACAAUCUCAGGUGAAAAAUUGUAUGAAUGUUGUACAGCCUUGAACUCCAAGUCACAGCUCACUAAGCAUCAACGUACUGAAACACGUGAGAAGCCAUAUGAAUGUGGGAAAACUUUCAAAUCCCAGUCAUAUCUCACUGUGCAUCAGAAUCCUUACACAAGCGAGAAGCCCUAUCAAUGUAAUGCUUGUGGGGAUGCUUUUCUUGCAAAGUCAGAUCUUAAGAAACAUCAGAAAAUUCAUGCUGUUGAGAAGCCAUAUGUGUGCACUGAAUGUGGGAAGGGCUUCAUCUUCCAGUCUGAUCUCACUGUGCAUCAGAGAACUCACAUAGGUGAAAAGCCAUAUGAAUGUACUACAUGUGGGAAAGCUUUCAUCAGCAAGUCACAGCUCACUAUACAUCAACAAACUCACACGGGUAAAAAGCCAUAUGAAUGUACUGCAUGUGGGAAAGCUUUCAUCAGCAAGUAUUGGCUCAUUGUACAUCAGAGAACUCACACAGGUGAAAAGCCAUAUGAGUGCACUGCAUGUGGGAAAGCUUUCGUCUGCAAGUCACGGCUCAGUAUACAUCAGAGAACUCACACGGGUGAAAAGCCAUAUGAAUGCACUGUGUGUGGGAAAGCUUUUGUUGUGAAGUCAAAUCUAAAUAGGCAUCAGAGAACUCACACAGGUAAAAAGUCAUAUGCAUGCACUACAUGUGGGAAACUUUUCAUCUGCAAGGCACAGCUCAUUAUACAUCAGAGAACUCACAUGGGUGAAAAGCCAUAUGAGUGCACUGCAUGUGGGAAAGCUUUCGUCUGCAAGUCACGGCUCAGUAUACAUCAGAGAACUCACACGGGUGAAAAGCCAUAUGAAUGCACUGUGUGUGGGAAAGCUUUUGUUGCGAAGUCAUAUCUAAAUAAGCAUCAGAGAACUCACACAGGUAAAAAGCCAUAUGCAUGCAUUGCAUGUGGGAAAGCUUUCAUCUCCAGGACACAGCUCACUAUACAUCAGAGAAUUCAUACAGGUGAAAAGCCACAUGAAUGUACUGAAUGUGGUAAAACUUUAUCUCCACGUCAGAUCUUAGUAGGCAUCACAGAUACCACAUAGCUAAAAAGCCAUAUGAAUGUACUCUAUGUGGUAAAGCUUUCUUUUCCAAGUCAAACCUCACUAUACAUCAGAGAAUUCACACAGGAGAAAAGCCAUAUGAAUGUACUGUAUGUGGUAAAGCUUUCAUCUCCAGAUCACAGCUCACUAUGCAUCAAAGAAUUCACACAGGUGAAAAGCCAUAUGAAUGUACUGUAUGUGGUAAAGCUUUCAUCUCCAAAUCACAGCUCACUGUACAUCAGAGAAUUCACACAGGAGAAAAGCCAUAGGAAUGUAUUCUAUGUGGGAAAGGUUUCAUCUUCAAGUCACAACUCACUAUGCAUCAGAGAACUCACACAGGUGAAAAGCCAUUUGAAUAUACUCUAUGUGGUAAAGCUUUCAUCUUCAAGUCACAGCUUGAUGUGCAUCAGAGAACUCAUACCGGGAUAAAGAAUAGAAUGCCGUGCAUGUGGGAAGGCUUUCAUUACCAAGUCAGAUUUUAAUAAUCAUCAGAGAACUCACAAAGGUGAAAAGCCAUAUGAACUGAAUGUGGGAAAGCUUUCAUCUCCCAAGUCAUAGCUCAGUAUACAUCAGAGAACGCACACUGGUGGAAAAACCUUAUCAAUGUCCUGCAUGUGGGAAAGCUUUCAUUACCAAGCCAAUCUAAAUAAGCAUCAGAGAAUUCACACAGGUGAGAAGCCAUGUGAAUGUACAGUAUGUGGGAAAUCGUUUAUGUCCAAGUCACAUCUCACAGUACAUCAGAGUACUCAUAUAGGUGAAAAGCCAUAUGAAUGUAAUAAAUGUGGGAAAGUUUUUACUGCUAUACCAGAUCUUAUUAAACAUGAGAAGACACAGUUGAAAGAUACAUGAAUAUGGAUGUGGGAAAGCUUUUAUUUCUCAGUCACAACUCAGUAUAUAUUAGAGAAGUGACACUUAGGAGAAACCAUAUUAAUGUUGGAAAGCGUUCAUCCCCAAAUCAUAGCUUACUGUUCAUCAGGAAAGUCAUAUAGGUGUAAAGUCAUUAGACUAUAAUGGAUAUGGGAAGUCAUGUCUCAAUAGGAAUCAAAGAAUUCAUUCAGAUCAAAAGACAUGAAAAAAUUUAGAUAGAAAUGUUUUAUUUGCUAUGCCCAUCAUUAUCACAGAAUUUAAGCAGGUGUGAUUCCCUGUGAAUGUGGUAGCAUUUUUGCUAAAGUCACAAAUUGCUGUUCAUCAGUGAAGUCACAUAGUUGUAUAGCCAAAUGAAUGUAGGAAAGGAUGCAUCCAGUUGUUGCACAUCAAUAUUCAUCAGAAGCCUCAUACAAGAGCAAAGUCAUAUCAUGCAAUGAAUGUGAAAAAGCUGUUCCUUAAUAAUCCAAAAAAAAAUGCACACAUGUGGGAUACUACAUUAAUGUAAUGAAUAUGAGAAUUUUCUGAAAGUGGGAAAUCUUUUUUCCUGAAAUCAGGUCACUAAUUAUAUGAAAACUCACACAGGUAAGAAUAUAGAAUAUUGUCUUUCAGUCACAGCUCACUAUGCAUCAGAGAAUACAUACAAUUGAGUAGACACGUGAAUGUGGGAAAGCCUUCUUUACCCAGUCACAGCUUACUAUGCAUCAUAGAAUCAAUAUACCUUGAAAAUCAUGAACAUAAUGAAAGAUGAAAACAUCUCUUCCAAGUUUUGACAGCCAUGUAUGGCAGAACUAAACAAAUGAGAAGCCAUACACACACACAUACACGCAGUGAUUGCAAGAAUGCUUUCUUCCAUAAGUCAAAAUUCAUAUGUCAAAGAAGUUUUGUAGAUAAGUCCUAUCAAAGUAGUGUAGUUUGAAAUGUUUCUACAAUUACAACUCAUGAAUCUGGAAGACAUACCUCUGAGAACUUUUACCAAAUAAAAGUCAUUGGAAUGUG